Messenger RNA from Melanotaenia boesemani (Boeseman's rainbowfish), 457 nucleotides. RefSeq names its product serine peptidase inhibitor, Kazal type 4 (gene spink4). The record is from RefSeq and is a predicted model, not a curated record. Gene Ontology annotation, molecular function: protein binding. NCBI's taxonomy places the organism in Eukaryota, Metazoa, Chordata, Actinopteri, Atheriniformes, Melanotaeniidae. The transcript is spliced from 4 exons. Bases 106 to 348 code for a protein of 80 amino acids.
ACUCACACGUAAACUCCCACACCCACUUGCAAACAAUUAAAUUACCAGUAAAGACAGGCGUGCUCAUAAAUAUCUGUCAUUCAGAGUUACACAUUCACCAACAUCAUGACUGGGAAAGUUGUUUUUCUUGGACUCCUGCUCAUCUGUGUCAUUACAGAUGCAGCGGAGAUGUCGGGAUCCAUGAGAAAGCCCUCUUGUCCUGACAUGGAGGAAAUUGUUGCAUGCCCUCUGAAUCUCGCUCCCGUGUGUGGCAGCGAUGGAAACACUUAUGCCAACGAGUGUACCCUUUGUUUUGAGAGACAAUCAACCAAAGUGGACAUUUUGAUUGCCAAAGAAGAAAGCUGCUGACCUGCACAUCUGAAAAUGAUUCAGGAGCAAGCCAAAAAUAUUGUCUCAGAAUGACAUUAACUCCCUCUAAAUUUGUCUCAUUACCAUGAAUAAUAAACUUCAAUGAUCA